Pseudoliparis swirei is the source of this 3084-nucleotide messenger RNA. RefSeq names its product cryptochrome circadian regulator 1b (gene cry1b). The transcript is spliced from 11 exons. The coding region runs from base 489 to 2198 and encodes 569 amino acids. Gene Ontology annotation, cellular component: cytoplasm; nucleus. Lineage: Eukaryota; Metazoa; Chordata; Actinopteri; Perciformes; Liparidae. The record is from RefSeq and is a predicted model, not a curated record. Gene Ontology annotation, biological process: entrainment of circadian clock by photoperiod; negative regulation of DNA-templated transcription; circadian regulation of gene expression. Gene Ontology annotation, molecular function: FAD binding; DNA binding.
GCUCCAUUUUCCCACUGCGCACUCUCGGGAGUGGAGCUGUUGGAAGGACAAUUUGCGUGUCGGACUCGGAGGUGUUUACCAGGCGCCACAAUGUGCACACGGUUAUUAUCGCGGACCGACGUUACAUGCGGAGACGAACCGUAGACAUUUGAGCUACUUCUACUUUUUACGAGCUAGUUACGUGGGCGUCUUCACUCGCGCGACAGGUUGGAACAUUAAACAGUUUAGACAUCGCUGCUCUUCAGAAACCACGUCCAACGUUCAUCGAUCAAGAGUUUGGCUAUUCUCCCCCUCGCUUGUGCUGUGGCUGAGACUCCUUGUGAGCUCAUGAAGCACGGGCACGCUUCGUAACCCGAACCACUCCUCCACGAACCCACUGGCCAGCUCGGACGCGUCCCCGCCCGGUGAAUAGACACUUGACUAUUUGGCUUGUUGUUGUUUUGGGGGGAAUCCCCUACCCUCCUUGAUAAAGAAAGCAAGCAGGCGACAUGGUGGUCAACACCAUCCACUGGUUCCGGAAGGGACUGCGGCUGCACGACAACCCGUCUCUGAGGGACUCGAUCCGGGAUGCGGACUCCCUGCGCUGCGUCUACAUCCUGGACCCCUGGUUCGCAGGGUCCUCCAAUGUGGGCAUCAACAGGUGGAGGUUUUUGUUGCAGUGCUUGGAGGACUUGGACGCCAGCCUGCGCAAACUCAACUCCCGCCUGUUUGUCAUCAGAGGCCAGCCUACAGAUGUCUUUCCUCGUAUUUUUAAGGAAUGGCAGACCACCCGUCUAUCUUACGAGUAUGACUCUGAGCCGUUUGGCAAGGAGCGCGAUGCUGCCAUCCAAAAGCUAGCCAGUGAGGCUGGAGUGGAGGUCAUGGUGCGGACUGCUCACACCCUCUACAACCUGGACAAGAUCAUAGAGCUCAACGAUGGUCAGUCUCCUCUUACGUAUAAGCGCUUCCUGGCCCUCAUCAACCGUAUGGAUGCUGUGGAGCUGCCUGCAGAGACGAUCACGUCCGAGGUCAUCCAAAAAUGUGCCACGCCCAUCAGCGAAGACCACGAUGACAAGUUUGCGGUGCCCUCCCUGGAAGAGCUUGGUUUCGAGACAGAGGGCCUGACCUCAGCUGUUUGGCCGGGUGGAGAAACCGAAGCCCUCGUGAGGCUCGAGCGGCAUCUGGAGAGAAAGGCAUGGGUCGCAAACUUUGAGCGUCCACGUAUGAACGCCAACUCCCUGCUGGCCAGUCCUACGGGCCUCAGCCCCUACCUGCGCUUUGGGUGUCUCUCUUGUCGGCUCUUCUACUUCAAACUUACGGAUCUUUACAAGAAGGUCAAGAAGAACAGCACCCCGCCACUUUCCUUGUAUGGCCAGCUGUUGUGGAGGGAGUUCUUCUAUACGACUGCCACCAACAACCCCUGCUUCGACAAGAUGGAGGGAAACCCCGUUUGUGUACAGAUCCCCUGGGACCGAAACCCAGAGGCGCUGGGCAAGUGGGCAGAGGGACGGACAGGCUUUCCCUGGAUAGACGCCAUUAUGACCCAGCUGAGGCAGGAGGGGUGGAUCCAUCAUUUGGCGAGGCAUGCUGUGGCCUGCUUCCUCACCAGGGGAGACCUGUGGGUCAGCUGGGAGGAAGGCAUGAAGGUGUUUGAAGAGCUGCUCAUCGAUGCGGACUGGAGUGUGAAUGCUGGCAGCUGGAUGUGGCUUUCUUGCAGCUCAUUUUUCCAGCAGUUUUUCCACUGCUACUGCCCUGUGGGAUUUGGACGACGCACGGACCCCAACGGGGACUACAUACGGCGUUAUUUGCCCAUAUUGAAAGGCUUUCCAGCCAAAUACAUCUAUGAUCCUUGGAAUGCCCCAGAGGAAGUGCAGAAGGCAGCCAAGUGCACCGUUGGAGUCCACUACCCGAGGCCCAUGGUGAACCACGGCGAGGCCAGCCGCAUCAACAUAGAGCGCAUGAAGCAGAUUUACCAGCAGCUUUCCAGCUACAGAGGACUGGGCCUGCUGGCAUCAGUACCUGCCAAUCCCAACAGUGCAACCGGCAGCAGUGUCGGAGGAGUCAACUGUGGCACCAGUCAUGGUCCGGGAGGGUCGUCUGAAGGCCUCUCCACAAAUGCAGGAACAUCUCGAACAGAGAGAGGUCAUUUCACACAGAAGCGGCGCCAUGAAGAAACUCAACUCAAAAGCGUCUCUAAAUCCUGGACGCAGAUCAAAUAGUGAGCAGAAAGCAGAACACAAAGGUCUUCUCCUGUAGUGCCCUCAGCUGACAACUAACUAACAACUAUAGCGAAUGCUAUAGAUCCAUAACACAUCUCGGUCUCCAGAUCUGACGCAUCGCACAUCUCAGGAACUCAAGGACUUCAGAGACGAUGCUGACAUUGAAGGGAGAGAAGCCUGAAAGUCGAGGAUAAAGGGAAGAAACAAGAUCUAAGAAGUCUCAAAACCAACCCAUUGUCCUCCACUACAGUGUGUAACUGUACAACUGUUAAAAACACUCGUCAUCAUCAGCAAUGCCUCAACAGCCCACAUCAGUCCGGCAUCAGGGUGAAACUGUAGUUCAGCGGAUUAUUAAAUCAGCUAAAUGUUUAUUAUUUCUCAUAAAUAGUGAGCUGAUUUUUAACCCCCCGGCCUCUACACCUUUAUGUGAGUGUGAAAUCUCAUUGUUAUCGAAAUGAUGGGAAACAACAACACAAUCCAGAGAAUAUGGAAUAUUCCCCGUGUGUGGUGCCCUCGGCCCCGUGUUGGCACCGAGGCGUGAUCUGAUGAGAUGGCACGCGGUCGUUUCUUUUCUCCAAAACAAACUAGCUCACACUGUCGUGAGUACACGGAACCCGGCUGUACAGCCGCUAGGCUUUUGGGUCUGAACAUACAGCCUUACAAUGGCCGUUAUAUGAAAUGAAAAUAUUUGUUCUUCUUUCCAGCUUUUGUAUAUUUGGUUCUAUGGUCUCAAAACUACUUUUGUAAAUAUUCUGUAACCAAAACUCAAAGUUCCACUGUGAAUGCGUGUGCUUUGGUCUCCCACGUGAUUGUAAAUAUAUUAUUUUUGUAUCAAGAAUGGCCAAAUUCUAACUAUUGAAAUGGCAAUAAAUGAAACUUUGUCGUA